AUACAUAUCACACUUCAGAAUUUGCUUAAACAGCGUCAAACAAUGCUGCGAAGUGGUCUCACGUUUGCACUUCUGGACUGAACUAACGCGGCACCUAUCGCGUCUACAAGUUCAUGCUCAAUUUUCAUUCAGGUUAUGACUCCAGCACUAUUUUGCUGCUAUCUACUGCCUUAGCUUUCUCACGCAACUUUAAAAGGCGGUCUCCAAUAUAAUGUUGUGGACUUCUGAUCUGUUAUCAUCGGCUAAAAACUGAGGUUCAAGCACCGGUCUGCGUCUACGUGUACUGGCGAGGCAGGAAAAUCCACUUUCUUCAAACAAAUGCACAUCAAUUACGGCGGAGGUUUUUCACCUGAAGCUCGUCUGGAAUAUAAGCGAGUCAUACAUCAGAAUAUUCUGACAGCGAUGCAGUCGAUGCUGAAUGCCAUGAAUGUGUUGAGAAUACCAUACGAUAAAAUAGAAAAUGCGCUGAUGGCAAAUAGCAUUUUGAUCGCCAAUGUUGACGCCAUAACAGAAUUGGACGAGAUGAUUUUGUCAGCCAUAAAAUGUCUGUGGGCCGAUACGGGCGUACAACAAUGCUAUGAACGACGAAGGGAAUAUCAGAUAAUUGAUUCGGCGAAAUAUUUCCUUGACAUGUUGGAUCGUGUCACACAGCCCGAUUACGUUCCCACAGAUGAUCACAUAUUGCAUUCACGUGUGGUUACAACUGAAAUAGUGGAGCACGUUUUCGAUACAAAUAAAAUGAAACGUACUAGUAACAAACGACCGUUACUACGAGUAAUAGAUGUUGGUGGACAACGAUCUGAACGACGAAAAUGGUUACAGUGUUUCGAUGAUGUGACAGCUCUCAUAUUUCUAACAUCGCUCUCAGAAUACGAUCAGACAUUAAGCGAAGCCAAAGGUUUGAGUCGCAUGGAGGAAUCCAAGAGCCUCUUUCGCGCCAUUUUAUCAACUAGCUAUUUUCGUUCAUCUUCGAUUAUUCUAUUUUUAAAUAAACAAGAUUUACUGGAAGAGAAAAUAAUGACCUCACACUUAGUGGACUACUAUCCGGAGUAUGAAGGUCCCAACCAGAAUGCGGGCAGUGCAAAACAUUUCAUACGCCAAAUGUUUGAGGCAUUGGUGGAUAAAAACCGUAAAAUUUAUCCACAUUAUACAUGCGCCACUGAUACGAGAAAUUUUCGCGUCGUAUUUCUGGCGGUACAGGAUACAAUAAUGAGCCAUUACCUGGAAUCAAUAGGCAUCAAUUAAGCGACGGCCUUUAAGUCUUAGCAAAA
Messenger RNA from Bactrocera latifrons, 1271 nucleotides. RefSeq names its product guanine nucleotide-binding protein G(q) subunit alpha-like. Gene Ontology annotation, cellular component: heterotrimeric G-protein complex. The record is from RefSeq and is a predicted model, not a curated record. The transcript is spliced from 8 exons. Gene Ontology annotation, molecular function: G-protein beta/gamma-subunit complex binding; G protein-coupled receptor binding; GTPase activity. Gene Ontology annotation, biological process: adenylate cyclase-modulating G protein-coupled receptor signaling pathway. Lineage: Eukaryota; Metazoa; Arthropoda; Insecta; Diptera; Tephritidae. Bases 319 to 1245 code for a protein of 308 amino acids.